Molecule: messenger RNA, 1079 nt
Organism: Galendromus occidentalis (western predatory mite)
Lineage: Eukaryota; Metazoa; Arthropoda; Arachnida; Mesostigmata; Phytoseiidae
Product: DNA-directed RNA polymerase I subunit RPA43
Exons: 7
Coding region: 178-1044 (288 amino acids)
Source: RefSeq, a predicted model, not a curated record
CUCCUCUCCGGCGCUCUCACAUGUGUCGAAGAGAACUCCUAGCAAGACGGGAUAGCUGCGCUGUGUGCUUGAUUUGAUUGUGUUGAGAAUGUUUCUAAGGCUAUCCUCCCCAACGGCCUGAGUUUCUUGAAAACCGGUGAACAAAAUAUCUAGCUGCGCGAUUUAAGGCUCCGUAGAAUGGCUUCGAGCGAUUUGCCGGAUGACAUGUCCUGUCUUCUGAUCGUUCCGAAGGAGCAGCUCUGGAUCAAUCUCUAUCCGAAUGCUCUCACGAACGUUCGGCGAGCUCUGAAAACAUUCCUCGAUCAGCGAAUCGGGAGAUUCUGCAAUAAGAAUAAUGGCAUCCUCCUCAGCUAUACAGAUCUCAAAUUCAGGGCGAAACAUUUCCAAGUUUUUGAAGAUUACCCGAUGUGUCGUUUCCCCGUAUCCAUUUCGGCAACCUACUAUAAACCGGAGCCUGGGACAAUGGCCACCGGAACCAUCACAAGAAUCGAUCACAUAAGCGUGACUUGUCUCAUCCACGGUCUGAUCCAUGUGUCGAUAUCGCUCCGGAAAUCUGUGAAUUUUGACACUUGGUGCGCGAUGGGUCAACAAAUCGUCUUCCUCAUAAAGGGUGGGGAGAUGCACUACAAGGGAGUCAGAUUGCAAGCGAUUGUCACGCAAGAGUGCGUGGACAAAAUGCAAGACGCUUUCCCCGCCUCGAACCGCAAACGGACAUUCUCGUCGAGCUCGGCGGAUUCCGCAGCCACGACACCAAUUAAACCGAAAGCGAAGAAAAGACGAAUUUCCGAAAUACUAAAUCCAGAGUCGAGAGGAAGCGAUGCCGACUUCUUCGAUGGCUCCGAUUCAUAUGAUUUCGGGUCCCCUGACUUCACAUCGACGCAGCGACGUCACAACAUCCGAGCCAGUAGUGAUACGGAAGGAAUAGAAAUCACGGAUUCGGAGGAACCGCAAUUCAAGGAUGAAGUUCUGUCGAGCCAGGAUGAGGUGACGCUUCUGGAGGCGUCUAGUAAGCGACGGAAGAAGAGUCGAUCGAACUUGGCUUGAAUCUUCUCGCAGAAAUAAAGCUGUUGACCCUGUAA